CGAAGAAGAACCCUUGCCCCGCCCGUGGAGCCUUCCAGAAGUCGCCGGCUAACCUGUGCGGCUUGCAGAUCAGCUGCGUUUCAAAUUACCUUUAAUAAAGAAUUUUUUUUAAUUCGUUCAGCUCCCACUGUGUGUCCUGAUUCUUCGCUCAACAUGUCCACUUUGGGCACAUUGGCUUUUGAUGAAUAUGGGAGGCCCUUUAUCAUCAUCAAGGACCAAGACAAGAAGACGCGGCUAUCGGGCAUUGAUGCACUGAAGUCUCAUAUCAUGGCAGCGAAAGCAGUGGCUUCAACGCUGAGAACAUCUUUGGGACCAAAUGGUCUUGACAAGAUGAUGGUUGACAGGGAUGGAGAGGUAACUGUCACUAACGAUGGAGCCACUAUUCUCAGCAUGAUGGAUGUGGACCAUCAAAUUGCCAAGCUCAUGGUGGAGCUGUCGAAGUCCCAAGAUGAUGAGAUCGGCGAUGGAACCACAGGCGUUGUUGCAUCAACCGGUGCCACAGACAGAUGGCAGAGAUCGCAGUGAAUGCCAUCCUCACUGUGGCUGACAUGGACAGGAAGGAUGUGGACUUUGAGCUCAUCAAGGUGGAGGGCAAAGUGGGAGGGAAGCUGGAGGACACACAGCUCAUCAAAGGAGUCAUCGUUGACAAGGAGUUCAGCCACCCUCAGAUGCCAAAGGUCCUUAAGGAUGCUAAACUGGCUAUUCUAACCUGCCCGUUUGAGCCCCCUAAACCCAAGACCAAGCAUAAGUUGGAUGUGACCUCAGUUGAGGACUACAAAGCCCUCCAGAAAUACGAAAAAGAAAAGUUUGAGGAGAUGAUCCAGCAGGUCAAAAGCACCGGUGCUAACUUGGCCAUCUGCCAGUGGGGCUUUGAUGAUGAGGCAAACCACCUUCUGCUGCAGAAUGAGCUGCCUGCCAUUCGCUGGGUUGGAGGGCCUGAAAUUGAGUUGAUAGCCAUAGCCACAGGAGGCCGAAUCGUGCCGAGGUUCUGUGAGCUCACAACAGAGAAGCUUGGCACGGCUGGCGUGGUGAAGGAGAUCUCAUUUGGUACAACCAAAGAUCGUAUGUUGGUUAUUCAGGAGUGCAAGAACACCAGGGCUGUGACCAUUUUCAUCCGUGGGGGUAACAAAAUGAUCAUCGAAGAGGCUAAGCGCGCUCUCCAUGAUGCUCUGUGCGUAAUUCGUAAUCUGGUCAGAGACAACCGUGUUGUGUACGGAGGCGGAGCCUCRGAGAUUGCGUGCGCCCUGGCUGUGAACCAGGCUGCAGAUAAGUGUCCAUCAUUGGAGCAGUACGCCAUGAGGGCGUUUGCRGACGCUCUAGAGGUCAUCCCCAUGGCACUGGCUGAGAACAGCGGGCUGAACCCCAUCCAGACCAUGACAGAGGUCCGAGCCAAACAAGUCAGAGAGAACAACCCCUUCCUUGGCAUUGACUGUCUACAGAAAAACACCAACGACAUGAAGCAGCAACAUGUGAUCGAAACCCUGAUUGGCAAGAAACAGCAGAUCCUGCUGGCUACCCAGGUGGUCAAAAUGAUCCUCAAGAUAGAUGACAUCCGAAACCCAGGAGAGAGCGAGGACUGAAGAGCGCCCCCUGCUGCUGCCUGAACCCCUAAGCUGCUCUAGAGGGCUUUGGCCUCCUGCUCCAUGUCCAAACCGCACUGCGUAAUGCUAUUUAUCAUUUGAUACAAACAUGUACAAGUUCUGUUAGUAGCAAAGUCAUCAAUAAAACGUUGGUCAGCUGAA
Molecule: messenger RNA, 1742 nt
Organism: Austrofundulus limnaeus
Lineage: Eukaryota; Metazoa; Chordata; Actinopteri; Cyprinodontiformes; Rivulidae
Gene: cct5
Product: chaperonin containing TCP1, subunit 5 (epsilon)
Biological process (GO): protein folding
Molecular function (GO): ATP-dependent protein folding chaperone; ATP hydrolysis activity; ATP binding
Source: RefSeq, a predicted model, not a curated record